Truncatella angustata is the source of this 573-nucleotide messenger RNA. RefSeq lists its product as uncharacterized. Gene Ontology annotation, molecular function: transmembrane transporter activity. Bases 1 to 573 code for a protein of 190 amino acids. The record is from RefSeq and is a predicted model, not a curated record. Gene Ontology annotation, biological process: transmembrane transport. The transcript is spliced from 2 exons. Lineage: Eukaryota; Fungi; Ascomycota; Sordariomycetes; Amphisphaeriales; Sporocadaceae. Gene Ontology annotation, cellular component: membrane.
AUGCUCAAAAUUUACGAGUCCCUCAUCUGCAAACAACUCUUCGGCCACGAAACAGACGAGGAUGAUGCCGUCUGCAAGUCGUCGCCGGUGCAAAAUGAAUUGGCACUCUUGAACAGCUGGAAAGGCACUUUCGACCAACUUCCAGGCAUCGCCCUUGCUCUGCUUUACGGAUUGGCCGCCGAUCGCAUCGGCCCAAAGCCCGUCCUCCUGCUAGCUCUGACCGGUCUUAUGCUGGAAGAGUCGUUCAUACGAUUGAUUUCAUGGUGUAAAAUUCUCGGUCUCGUCCCCUUGAGAGCCAUCUGUCUCACCCCCAUCUUUCAGUUGAUUGGCAGCGGCCCAGGUAUUGCGACAUCUAUGGCGUAUUCCAUCAUUACUGAUACCUUUCCUGCGAGCCAACGCGCAUCGAUAUAUUUUCUCUUGGCCGCAGCUAUUUUCAUCGGUGAGAUUCUGGCUACGCCGCUGAGUGCAUUUCUCAUGUCUCGGACGCCUUGGCUCCCUUCAUUGGCAGGAAUUGGCUGCCAGGUCUUCGGCUUAGUGGCCGCGGCUUCCGUUUCUGAGACGAGACCUCCCUGA